Messenger RNA from Lathyrus sativus (Indian pea), 345 nucleotides. The record is from the annotation of a GenBank genome assembly. NCBI's taxonomy places the organism in Eukaryota, Viridiplantae, Streptophyta, Magnoliopsida, Fabales, Fabaceae.
AUGGAAGGUGAUAUAUUCGGAGAACUAGGCGAUACGAGUCAAGUAGAUAGUAGGCUUUUACAGGUAUUUCAGAAGAGUUUAUUGCAAGCGCAAGAUAUUUUGAAUCAAAACCGGCUUUUAAUCAAUGAGAUAAACCAAAAUCAUGAGUCUAGGAUGCCUGAUAAUCUGAGCAGAAAUGUCGGUUUGAUUAGAGAGCUCAAUAGCAAUAUCAGAAGAGUGGUUGAUCUUUAUGCUGAUCUUUCGAGUUCUUUUACCAAGUCGCAAGAAGCUUCGUCUGAAGGGGACUCGAGUGGAACUCUAAAAUCGGAUGGAAAAGUCAACCAGAAGAGAAUUAGAUCAAGUUAA